UGUGAUCAUGACCGUGGUCCUAGUGGGAUUGCUCUCGGUCGAAACUCAAGCCGACAUCUACUCGGAGAUGACGUCCUGUGCUUGUCCUUUGAGCUACCAACCGGUCUGUGGCAGUGAUAACGUUACCUACUCCAACGAUUGUGUCAUCAGAUGUGCCAUGGCUACGCCCACCGGUUCCAGAAUAGCGCUGAAAAAACUCCGUGAAGGAUCCUGCGAGAAUGAAUUAUAUAUCGAACCAAACCAGCCACAUAAGCACUCAUCAGUCCGCAGAGUUGCAGUAGUUGGAAAUCUACAGUUCAACAUCGAAGACACCUGUGAUAAAACAAAAACAAAAAUGCGUUCAAUUUCUGUGCUUGCUGUGAUCAUGACCGUGGUCCUUGUGGGAUUGCUGUCGGUCGAAACUCAAGCCGACAUCUACUCGGAGAUGGCGUCCUGUGCUUGUCCUUUUAGCUACCAACCGGUCUGUGGUAGUGACAACGUUACCUACUCCAACGAUUGUGUCCUCAGAUGUGCCAUGGUUACGCCCACCGGUUCCAGAAUAGCGCUGAAAAAACUCCGUGAAGGAUCCUGCUAAAAUGAAUUAUGAAUGAAAUAAAAAUGUCAUCUAACUGCAAUAACGAAACCGAAAAUGAAACAUACCGGAGUCAUUGUGGGUAUUUUGGUACUGUCUAUGAGUCUUCUGGCAGUUGUAGAGACACGUAGCGAUGCCAAGAGAGGAGUUUGCGCCUGUCCGAGGAUUUAUAUGCCCGUUUGCGGAAGCGAUUUGAAGACCUACAACAACGACUGUCUAUUGCGAUGCGAAGCUGAUUCUGAUUUGGGAAGAGCUCAAAAUCUGACAAAAAUAGCGGACCAAGCGUGUGACGCUUUGGCGGACAAUGUCGAAGAAAUUCCUGUGGAGUAUUGAAAAAGUAAACUAAUCUUUUGAUUCGAUGUACAAUUCGAAUAAAAUUAUUUAUGUUGAAGCGGAGUUUUAAAUGUGAUAUUUUGUGAA
Ochlerotatus camptorhynchus is the source of this 991-nucleotide messenger RNA. RefSeq names its product serine protease inhibitor dipetalogastin-like. Lineage: Eukaryota; Metazoa; Arthropoda; Insecta; Diptera; Culicidae. The record is from RefSeq and is a predicted model, not a curated record. Gene Ontology annotation, molecular function: protein binding. The transcript has 3 exons.